Molecule: messenger RNA, 3082 nt
Organism: Anthonomus grandis grandis
Lineage: Eukaryota; Metazoa; Arthropoda; Insecta; Coleoptera; Curculionidae
Exons: 3
Coding region: 1865-3082 (405 amino acids)
Source: RefSeq, a predicted model, not a curated record
AUAUCGGCAGUUCAAACUAUAUGUUCGAACAAUUAGUUCAAACUAUAUUGCAACUGGGUGGUGUCAUCGGAGCCAACAUGCUCGGAUCACAGACACAUACGGUUUGAUAUUGCUAUCGGUAACAUACCAAUAGUUGAAACAACUAUGUACACCGUACUGUUAAUAGUACAAAACAGAUGCAGUGGUUAUGAACACAGGUAAUCAGAUCGAGGAUCAACAAACAUCAAAACUGAUCAAACACAAAAACUGGCCAAAACAAAACUUAACAGCCUUUAAAGGCAGGCGUGCUUGUUCAUUACGGGGGCGAUCAGUACCACCCUAAGAGCCGCCAUGGAAGUACUACUUGUACUGACCCCUCUGGAGAUAUUGCAGGGGGAAGCCAUAAGAACGACUUACAGACUGCACUACGUCAUAAAUGGCAUCUCGGCAAACAAAGUCUGGAUGGAAUCAACUGAACUGGCUGAGAAGGUGUGAAAUCACAGCACAAUUGGUAUGCCAUCAGACCUAAUGCCAAGAAAAACACUAAACACGAGUUCAUACUCGGUCAACAUACCAGACCGAGCAUACUGGGAUCAGAAACGGAUGAAACUAGAGAAAGCAGACAUUCGAGUAUAUUCAGACGGCUCCAAAACCAAUUGUGGAGUAGGAGCUAAGGUCAGAGAGAUCUAUCUGUCUUGGGAAAGACUUCAGACGGAAGUACAUGGGAUUGAAAUCUGUGCAAAAAUGCUUAACCAAAUGCAACUUGAAAACAGAACCAUCAAAUCUACAGUGACAGUCAGGCGGGUCUAAAAGUGCUAGAAUCCCCUACCUACACAUCUAAAGCAAUUUGGAGCUACAAAAGCGAGCUCAUAUUGCUUGGGGAAGAGAUCAAAAUUAACCUCAUGUGAAGCACCUCGAGCCGUAAUGGGAAUGUAUACCGGCUACUGCAGACUACUACUAGAACAUUUAAAUUUUCGAUAGGGCUCUUGAUAAUUCGAAAUUCAUGUGUAAUGUUUUUUUAGAAUUUUCUCUCUGAUAGCUAGAAUCAAUUCGUAACGGAUCAAUUAACGCACCUCGUAAUAUUGCCCCUAUAUGUCAGUUUUAUAGUUUAUUAACAAAAAAAUAAAAACCAUUUUUUCUUUCUAUUUUGUACCAAAAAAAAAAUGUGGGUUUUUUAAGUGGAGAUUGCUAGUUUAGGGGGUGAUUAAUAGCCAAUUUAGAAGAAAAAAAUGGUGCUGUGGGAAAAAAACUGUUUUCUGUUGUUUUUUUCACAUUUUUCCUAAUAUCUCCGCUUCUAUAGCUAUUGAUUGAUGGUUUCUUUUAUUCCGUAUUUUUUUGUGUAAUAAUUCUUUUUAUAUUUUAUUAUAAUUACCUUUCAAAAUAAAAAUGAGAUAUUAAAAAAAUCGACGUAAAAUCCCGUUUGCCAAAUCUUAAUAUAUAGGCUCUUAUGGGACCUGAUCUUUCCCUUUAUAUUUUCCCUUUAUAUUUUCCCUUCCCUUGGUGGCACUCGUAUGAAUCGUUAAAAAAAAUUUUAUUAAGUUUUACUACUCUUUGAAUAGUCUUCAAGCAGAAAAAUGAAAUUUUGAAUACGGAGCAUAUUUUGAAAAAAUGCUCAUUUUUAUCCCGGAUUUUGUUCCAAAAUCGAAAAAUAUUUUCUUUUUCGUUAACGAACUUUUAUUUAGAAGAAAAAUAUAUAUAAUAUUUUUCAAACAGUUUUAUAAUCCAUACCCAAUUCCUUUCCAACACUUCUAUUGAUCGUAUUGAAUCCACUUUACGCCGGUUCCACACAUUGGGCCCAAUGUUGGGGCCAACAGCGUUCGAAAUGUGAAGAGUGGCCACACAUUAUCACCAAGCUUAUUCCUUUGUGCACCGGGCCAACAUUAAUAUGUCUGGGGCUAAACGUGAAAAAGAAAUUGCGUUGUGUGCGUUUGCAGUGAUGACUGCUAACAACUAUAUUAUAAAUUUAAUUCUGCAAAAAAAAAGACCUCGUAAAAGAAGAUGGUGGGUUACAACUCUUCAUAGGUUACGUAAUCAAUAUGAUGGACGGCAUUUAUUAAAUAACUUAAAUCAAGAACCUUCAGGAGAAUUUAAUAAUUUUUGCCGUAUGUCUCCAGUAGAUUUUGAGUAUCUUCUGCGAUUGAUUGAACCUGAAAUAAAGAAAAAAGAUACUUUGUGGAGAAAAGCUAUCCCUGCAAAAGUACGAUUGGCAGUUACACUGCGAUUUCUUGCGACAGGAGAUAGCUUUAAAAGCCUUCAUUUUCUUUUUAAAAUCUCAAGCCAAGUUAUUUCGAUGAUAGUACCCGAAGAAGCUUUAUGUAAGGCAUUAAAAGGUUAUGUAAAGCUGCCUACAACUAAUGACGAAUGGCUUCCUGUAGUUCGUGGAUUCGAAAACGUAUGGCAAUUUCUGCAUUGUUUGGGAGCUCUUGAUGGUAACCAUAUUAUGCUACAAGCACCUGUCAACAGUGGAUCGGAGUUCUUUAAUUAUAAACAUAACUUUAGCAUCAUAUUGCUAGCAGUGGCUGACAGUGAUUACAAUUUUUUGUUUGCCGAUGUUGGUACUCAUGGACGUAUGAGUGACGGUGGAGUUUUUAAUAAUAGCUUGCUGUAUGAAAAAAUUAAAAGAAAUGACGCAAAUUUCCCAGAAGCAACUCCUCUGCCCGGAAGAAAUGUGGCUGUGCCAUACGUUUUUGUGGCUGAUGCUGCAUUUUCAUUAUCAGCAAAUAUAAUGAAACUUUUUCCUGGUAUACCUCCUCCUGGCAGCCCACAGAGAAUGUUUAAUCAACAGCUAUCACGUGCCCGGGUAGUAAUUGAAAGCAGUUUUGGAAUUAUGACAUCGGUUUUUAGAGUACUGGGAAAACCUAUGUUGCUGCAACCUCAAAAAGCUGCAAUUAUAACUUUAACCUGUGUAAUACUGCAUAACUUUUUGAAGAAAAGUCCUCACUCAAGAAAUAUAUAUUUGCCUGAAGCAAACCACAUUCCAGAUGAGCAACAAAAUUGUCUAAUGCCCUUGGAGCAAGUUCCGAGACUAUCAACAGAAAAUGCUAGGGAAAUACGAGAUGAAUUUGCAAAUUAUCUUUACUUACGAAGGCAAAAUAUGCAAUGA